AUUGUCACUAUAUACGUGAUGCGAUUCAUGAGGGACUUCUUAUUACUCAUCAUGUUUAUACUAGUGAGCAGUUAGCUGACAUUUUUACUAAAGCUUUGGGACAACGUCAGUUUUCAUACUUACUUCACAAGUUGGGCAUUUAUGAUCCACCUGCUCCAACUUGAGGGGGUGUUAGGCCGUAUAUUUAUUAGAAUAAGAGCUAGUGUAUUUUUUAGCCUUGUAAAUAUAUUUGGGCCUAAUUUAAGUAAGGUUAUUUAAGGCCCUAAUCUCAUGUACCUAUAAAUAUAUUUUUUAGAUGCACAGCAAGGUAGAGGAGCAGACAUUUUACAUGCUUAACAAGCUGUCUCAAUUCUUUUCUUAUCUCUGAUCUUGGAUUCUUAAACCCAGAAAGACCAGAACAUAAUCAUCACAUUAGUGCAAGAAAUAAUCAAAACGAUGUCGUUUACUUCAUCUCUAGCAAAUCCUCAAUCUUUAACACUAUUCUCUAACUCUUCGAAUAGAAAACACAGAUUUGGUAAUUUUUGUUCUCCAUCUUUCCGCUUCACUGCUUCUGCUGAAAUUCCUGAUUAUCUGUCUGCUGAUUGGUGAUUUUCUACUUUUUAGAUAAUCCAUUAAUAACUAUUAUAAUCAUGCUUGUCCUAGUCUAACUAUUUGUUUUUCUUCGUAAUUCUAUGUAGACUGUUACUGUAUGUUAACCAGUUUUUAAGCAGUGAUAAUUAGUAGCAAUUUCAGGUGGAUAACGUGGGUUAGCCGUAAAUGGACUUAACCUGGUUUGGGUUUUUAAUUUUUGGAAAAGUUGUCAUCUUGGUAAUGAGUAAUUUAAUACUUAUAAUUCAUUAAUCAUUGCGCGAUACAUCAAGGUGAUGUUUGGUUUUGAAAAAACAAUUUCGUUGGAAAAUAGUUCUUCGUAUAAACUAUUUUUCUAUGGAAAGUGCAAUUGUGCAAAUGAUGGUUGAUGUUAUCUAUUUGGUUUGGUUGGAAACUCUCAUGAGGAUUGGAGUUGUUGGGGACGGAAUGGCGGAAGAAAUUGUUUUACUUCCAAUUUUGGAGGAAAGUGUUUUUCAAUUUAGUUUCUUGUCAAACCAAUCAACAGAGUUUUCCGGAAAAAUGUUUUUCCCCGAGAAAUUUUACUGCUUAAAUUCUGUGGCGGGGAGAUAUAGAAAUGACUCAUUUAUGAGGAAGGAUUUAGUAGCCAAUUGCUUGUGUACCAAUGCAUUUUGGCUUAGCAGAUGAAUGCUCUACGUGGCUGCCUUUUAGCUUGGUAAUUGAAUUGCUUGUCCUUGCUCAUCACUGCCUUUUGUGGCUCAUUGUAUCCAAGUCUCAGAUCCAAACGUGUAUGUAUCACACUUUUUGUCUCUUAACAUAUUAAUAUUAAACUCAUUUGGACAUACUUAUUGCUUACUAUAGGUAUUCAAAAUAGAUCUAACGACUCGAUUAUCACCCGUCUUUAUAACCAAAUUUAAUUUAGACCCAACUUAAAAAUGGAUUCACAAUCAUGUGAAUACCAAUGUAGACACAAAAUCUGAUUUUGAACUGACUCGAAACACCUGACUCGAAAUCAAUCCGAUAACCCGAAUGAAUACCACUAGCGCCUACGUUAAGGUCUCUAUUAGGUUAUGAUUAAUGAGUAAGAACACUUGGACUCUUACCCUGUAAUUUUUUAUUAUAACUCGUGUUUCGUGUACUUUAUUUACUCAGUUAUGGUUUGUUCACUUGGUUAUUGUCAUGAAAAUGAUGUUGGUUCUUAUGGAUUUGAAUGUGGUUCAAAUUGAAACAUGGAAUCUGGACAAGUAAUUUAACCUCACAAGUCAUAUGGAAACUUGAUAACUAUCGGGUUGGGUGAAUGUUAUCCAUGAGUCUUAGUCUUAUAGGCAACUUUCUAAUAGCCUUAUUUACUUGGCAUUAGGCAAUUAGAUAUGUUUCCUUUACUAAGAUUCAUGUUGGUAGCUUUGCCGAGUCUUUCAUAAUAAUUCUUUGUUGAACAUGCGGCGAUUGUUGACCUUGAGAGACAUUACAAUGAUCUCACUCGACAUGUGAUGCAUUUUCUGGUAGCAAAAUUUUAGGCGUUGAUUUUUUGUACCUUUCUUAUAAAAAUUUUAAUAACUUUUUUAAUACUUUUUUUGUUUGUCUUUGUUUAUGAUUGAAAUAUGGUAUCACGAGCAAAGUGCACAGUACGUGGGAGAUUUUGGUGCUCGUUAUCGACUUUUAUGCUUCUUUUUGAACAAAGUGUUUUAUGGUGGACGUACUCACGUAUAUUUGAGGGAUGCUUAUUUUACGGUGGACGUAGUCAGGCUUGAAGCUCGCAAAAAGAGACCUUUCGGUCCAACACUAAAUUUUAGUGCAGAGGAAGCUGUUAGCCACCAGCUUGAUGCUUUGAAGUACAAUGACCAACCUCACCAAGAUUAUGGGAUUGAAGUUCUGUAUAGGUUUGCUGGAUUUGAUCCUUUCGAGAGAUCUACUUAUUUCGGACCACAUUUUGAUUUAGGGCAGUUCGAACGCUUUAGACGAAUAUUUCAUCAUUCAAGCUACCGAGUGUUGCUUGGUCAUAAAGAAAGGAAAAUACUGAGCAGUUUACAGGUUAAGGAGGAUCGCUUCAAGCAACGAGUAUGGGUGCAGGGAACACGUCCAGGACAAGAAGAAAUAUUUGAGUUUACCAUGGUUCAGAAACUUGGUGGCUGCUGGGAUGGUUAUUGGCUCACCGAGAGUUUACAUCAUGACGGAGACAGCUUUUCCGGUGGCAUGGCUUACUGAGGCGUGGCACAUUACAAUGUUGUCCCGACCUAAUAUGUACAUAUUAAGCUCUAACUAUUUACUUGUGCAGCUAAAUCGUGCUUGUGUAAAUUGUUGUUACUUCUGUGUAUAAUGCUAAUAGGCUGUAUUGUAUCUGGGAUGUUCAUUGCUUAAAAAAUCAUCUAUACUUUUGUUCAUA
This is a messenger RNA of Amaranthus tricolor (Joseph's coat), 2929 nucleotides long. RefSeq lists its product as uncharacterized. The transcript is spliced from 7 exons. Lineage: Eukaryota; Viridiplantae; Streptophyta; Magnoliopsida; Caryophyllales; Amaranthaceae. Bases 2137 to 2751 code for a protein of 204 amino acids. The record is from RefSeq and is a predicted model, not a curated record.